Phyllostomus hastatus (greater spear-nosed bat) is the source of this 2423-nucleotide messenger RNA. RefSeq names its product coiled-coil domain containing 126 (gene CCDC126). Lineage: Eukaryota; Metazoa; Chordata; Mammalia; Chiroptera; Phyllostomidae. The transcript is spliced from 3 exons. Bases 402 to 824 code for a protein of 140 amino acids. The record is from RefSeq and is a predicted model, not a curated record.
GGCCCGGCCGAGCCGGGAGGCGGAGCGGAAGCGGAGUGUGAGCGGCGAGAAGUGUAGGAUCUCCACCAGCUGGAAACCAACCUCGUUCCUGAUUCCCAGUCGCGUCUUUUCUCCAUCUCAACCUAGAGGCUGCUUCACCAGCACGGGACGCAGCUGACGCCCUCUAAUCGGCUUUCGCUGCACAGCCCCAGAGCCCCUUGGCGGCGGCGACAGUGACGAGAACCCCACAGACAAGAGUUAAUUGAGAGUUGGAGGCCGCCUUGCUGAAGAUGAAGAGUAUGCCAUAUUAGUGGAGGAGGAAUUUUUUUUUUUUUUUUUUUUUGCUUCAGAAGUCUUGGCUGACUGGUGGCUUGUCUCUGGUGGUUACCACUUUCUAGCUGAGUCUGCUUGCUUCAUGAGACAUGAUUUUUACAAUCUCAAGAAAAAAUAUGUCCCAGAAGUUGAGUUUACUGUUGCUUAUAUUUGGACUUAUUUGGGGACUGAUGUUACUCCACUAUACUUUUCAACAACCAAGACAUCAAAGCAGUGUCAAGUUACGUGAACAAAUACUAGAUUUAAGCAAAAGGUAUGUUAAAGCUCUAGCAGAGGAAAAUAAGAACACAAUGGAUGUCGAGAAUGGAGCUUCGAUGGCAGGAUAUGCGGAUCUAAAAAGAACAAUUGCUGUCCUUUUGGAUGAUAUUUUACAACGGUUGGUGAAACUAGAGAACAAAGUCGACUAUAUUGUUGUGAACGCUUCAGCAGCCAACACUACUAACGGCACUAGUGGGAAUCUGGUGCCAGUGACCACAAACAAAAGGAUUAACGCUUCAGGCAGCAUUAGAUAGCAGUUGAAGAUCACCUGUGCUGCUACAUCCACCGUGGACCAUAUCCUAGGGCAGAGAAGCUUUUACAACAAAACGCUGGCUAGGAUUGCGUUAUGCUUUACAAUCAGAGCUCUCCACACUUCAAGGAAUAUGCUGGAUUCAUGGAACUCAAUUCUGUACAUAAGUUUUAAAAGUUAUUAAUAGUUUGCUUUCAGACAAGUCUCUUCCAUGCUGUACUAUAUCCUUAAAGGGAAUUUGGAAAAACGUUUGAUGUGGUAUGCAGGUAGGUGAUCUUUGUAUAAACCUUUUGUGUUUGAGAUUCAAGAUGAAAUAAAAACAUCGAAAGACAUGGGUUCAUUCUAUAAAAUAUUUAUUUAAAUAUAUAACAUGUUUUUCAGACGAGUGAAGAAUAUUGUUAUUAAAUCAUUAUUUGUUCUUAAUGUAUAUAACCAUUAGACUAAUACUGUUAGAAAGUGUGCUGACUUCCAGUACUAUAUUUUGUUACCCAGAUUAUGAGCAGAGAAAGGAAGUAUCAUGUUGAAAAUGAUGUUUUGAAAUCUUGACCCAAAGAAUGUCUUCAUUUGCACUAUCCUUCAGAGUAACUGGAGGUUAAUUAUUGUAUAUUUUUAAAAAUUACAUUUAUAUGAGUAUAAUCUUGAAAUGGGUAGUAGCCACUGUCUGUAACCUAUUCUAAACAUUGGGACAAUUAAAUAACAUUUAAAUAGUAAUCUCUAAUCUCAUAUGUAAGACUUUCUUACAUGUAUUCUGAAGAAUACAAGAUAUUUUUAUGAUGAAAUUAAAAAUAAAUAUUCAUGAUUUUUUUCACAGAUGUGAAUGUUAAUUUAAAAGUUUAACCCUUUCAAUGUCAGGAAAGCACAUUAUUUCCAUAUGUGGAUAAUUUUGUCUUUAUGUUGGUAGGGGAAGGGGGACAGAGAUAUUUGUGAAAUGGGCUCCUAAUUCAGCCAGAUGUAUAGGUGCAUAAAGGUGUUUGUACUGCAUUAAACUGCUUGGAAAAUGUUAACAUUGUAUUAUAUAAGCAUAUCCUGCUUUAUGAAAUUUUAGAUUUGUGUAACAGAUACAUUAGAUGUUUGUUUUAUGUAAUGGCUACUUAAAAAUAAGAACAUUUAAGAUAUAAUUUAAAUUAUAAGAUUGACUAUCUUUUUAGGAAAACAGUUGAUGUAUAUAGCACAAGAGAUCCUAAUCUUAAUUCUAAUAUAGAGUGAAGGACACCUUUAUUUAAAUUUCCCAUGUAGCAGAUUUAAUUGCCAUAUGGUGCCCUAUAUUUCAUAGUAUUUAUUCUCUAUAAUAAAUACUUAAGUGCAGCUAGCUUCUAGAUUUAGACUAUAUUGAAUUUAGUUUUGGAUAUUGUUCAUUAUUAUAAUAUGCUACCACACAUAGUAGCAAUAAUUAUAAUGUUUUAUUAAAAUAAGUAUGAGAAAAUAUUAUAUCAUAAAAGGUAGCUUUCCAAACUUUUUCUGUACUCUACCUUUAUGUGAAGAAAUUAAUUACAUACCAUUGCCAGGUAAGGUUUGGAAUAAUUGUUGGGUCUUAUUAGAUGUGGACAUUUUUGUUUUUUGUUGUUCUUUUCAGGGAUGAAAUAAAAUAUAUUAUUUGUACUUA